GGGGAGGCGCGAUGCGCGAAGAAAAAAUAACGUACACAUCUGUAUGCAGCUCUAUUGAGAUCGCUGCUUCAUUUGAGACUGUCCAAAAAUGACCGGUAGAGCGCGAGCUAGAUCACGAGGCAGAGCGCGUGAACAAGAGACUAUACCACCUGGAGCGAGCCUGGCUCAAGGAGAGCCGGCUCCCCCACCUGCAAGUGGACAGCUGGUCGGAAGGGGGAGACAGAAAAGUGCACCUGGACCCUUUUCAGCAGAAGCUGGUCUACAGAUUUCAGCCGGAUUUCAACAGGUGAGGCUUGGAGAAAGAGGUGGACGGCGCAAAGAUUUCAAUGAUGGAGGGGUUAACACCAGGAUGGCCAUCGAGCAUGUUAAGGACUCAAAGACUGGAACAUCUGGUGAAACCAUCCGUUUGUCGGCAAACUUCUUCCGCAUCCUGUCCCGUCCUGAGUGGGUGCUUUAUCAGUACCAUGUGGACUUCAAACCACCAAUGGAGGCCCGUCACCUGAGAUCUGCACUCCUCUUCCAGCACGAGGAAACGCUUGGCUCAGCACGGAGCUUUGAUGGAGCUCUGCUGUUUAUGCCUCACAGAUUGCAGAACAGGGAGACUUUGCUCUUCAGUGAGACGAGGAACAGAGAGAAGGUACAGAUCACCGUCACCCUGACGAAUGAACUGCCACCGACAUCACCAGUGUGCAUCCAGUUUUACAACAUCAUAUUCAGAAGGAUCCUGAGAAUUCUGGACAUGCAGCAGAUUGGACGCCACUACUACAACCCGAAGGAUCCACUCAACAUCCCACAGCACAGGCUCACCAUCUGGCCAGGCUACACUACCACCAUUCUGCAGUAUGAGUCCUCUAUCAUGCUGUGCACUGACGUGAGCCACAAGGUUCUGCGGAGUGAGACGGUGCUGGACUUCAUGGCCAACCUGCGGCAGAAGGCUGGAGAUCAUCAAUUUGCUGAGCUCUGUGCCAAGGAGCUGAUUGGACUCAUAGUCCUCACCAAGUACAACAACAAGACUUACAGGAUAGAUGGUAUUGCGUGGGAUCACACUCCCAGUAACACCUUCACAAAGGCAGACAAAGAAGUCUCCUUCAAGGACUACUACAAGUCUCAAUACAGCCUGGACAUCAGCGAUAACAACCAGGUGCUGCUGAUAAGCCACGUGAAGAAGAUGGGGCCCACUCCAGGCCCUCCUCCUGGCCCGGCCAUGCUCAUCCCAGAGCUCUGCUACCUUACAGGCUUGACUGAUAAGAUGCGCUGCGACUUCAACAUCAUGAAGGACUUGGACAAACACACCAAACUGGAACCACAACAGAGGGAGGCGCGCCUCAACAGAUUUGUCUCCAGUUUACACAUGAACUCUGACGCACAGGCGGAGUUGGACAAGUGGGGACUGAGCUUUGAUCGGGAACUCCUGAAGAUGACUGGCCGAGUCCUCCCGGGGGAGAGGAUUUUCCAGGGACCCAAAUCUUACGAGUUCAACCCCAUGAUGGCUGACUGGGCCAAAGAGAUGCGUGGUGUCCCGAUCAUCAGCUGCCCUCCGAUGAAUAACUGGCUCAUUUUUCACACCCGGCGUAAUGCAAACGAUGCAGUGACCCUCUUGCAGACCCUUGGCAGAGUCUCGGGUCCCCUCGGUAUCAGCAUUCAGAAGGCUGUCAUGAUCGAGUAUGACGACCACGCGGAGUCCCUCCUCAGAGCCCUGCAGCACAACGUUGGACCCCAAACACAGAUGGUGGUGGUGGUCCUCCCCAGCAACAGGAAGGAUAAGUAUGACUGCAUUAAGAAGUACCUCUGUGUGGACUGCCCCACCCCCAGCCAGUGUGUGAUGUCCCGCACCCUCAGCAGACCUCAGGCACUCAUGACCAUAGCGACCAAAAUUGCUCUGCAAAUGGCUUGCAAGAUCGGAGGAGAGCUUUGGAGUGUGGAGAUCCCUCUCAAGCAGCUGAUGGUUGUGGGCAUCGACUGCUACCAUGACAGCACGGCCGGGAAAAGGUCCAUUGGAGCUCUGGUGGCCAGCCUCAACCCGAGCAUGACCAGGUGGUAUUCAAAGUGCGUGCUGCAGCACAAAGGGCAAGAAAUCAUGGACGGACUCAAGAUGGCCUUGUGUGGUGCUUUUAAGGACUACCUGAAGUUCAAUAACUGCCUGCCGUCACGCAUCAUUGUGUACAGAGACGGGGUGGGAGACGGCCAACUGCACGGUGUGGUCAAUUAUGAAGUCACACAGAUCCUGGACUGCAUCAAGUCCAUGGGAGACGACUACAUGCCCAAGCUGACUGUGGUGGUGGUGAAGAAACGCAUCAGCUGCAGGUUAUUCAGCCUCGUCACUGGGAAGGCGACCAACCCUCCCCCAGGCACUGUGGUGGACUCUGUAAUCACCCGUCCAGAGUGGUACGACUUCUACAUCGUGAGCCAGCAUGUCCGCUUUGGCAGUGUUUCCCCGACCCACUACAACGUGGUGUAUGACACCAGUGGCUUGAAGCCCGACCACAUGCAGCGGCUCACAUACAAGCUGUGCCACAUGUACUUCAACUGGCAGGGGAUCAUCAGAGUGCCUGCUCCGUGCCAGUACGCCCACAAGAUGGCUUUCCUGGUGGGCCAGAGCAUCCACAGGGAGCCCAACCUGAAGCUGGAUGACCUCCUCUUUUAUCUGUAGUGAGGAGGAAGGACAGCCUUUUGAUUUGGUCUCAUGUUUUCGUUGCCUUCAUAAGGACAGGCAUGUUUAAGUGUUAAGUUGAGUAUUGCCAACGCAAAUGUUUUCAUUUUGUUUAAUAAUGUUCUAAUAAAUCACACAUGCAAACAUUAGAAAAUAUCAAAUUUAUUUAGAUUUUUGUUUUUUUCUAGAAAAGAUUGCACAUGCACACCCACACGAUAAUUUGUAACCACCAAUAUAGGCUGAUAUUCUUAUCAUAAAGCUAGCACACAAUUGCAGACUUUUAAAACAAUAUGGUCUUCAAGACACCAUGGGGAAAGCUUGCACUGUUUGAUUAUAAAGUUGAAUGUACAAAAAAGGCAGUUUGAAAAUCAAGUAUAAACAUUUAAAAACAAUUGUACAAAUGGACAAAGUACAAAAAGAGCAACAGUCACUCGAAAUGAAUAGAAGCAAUGGUCCAUACAUAGGAAAAGAUGUACAUCAUUUUAUCGCAGGUUAACGAGGCUGUUCGGCCGAGAAUUGUACAGAAAGUAUUACAGAAUGUUUUGCAUACAUUCUUUUUUGGCAGUUUCAGUUCAACUCUUGUUAUAGAAAAAAUAGGCUAGAUUUUCAGAUACAUGAGGAUGAAAUGGAAAACAGAAUGAAGUGAGGAAAUAAAGAUGGACUGUUUCAUUUCACGCACUAAGACGGACAUCUGCACAAUCCUUUUGGGCAGCUUUGAAAAUACAUUGGCUUUCAAUUCAUCAUACAUUCACUACUCUACAUUAAGGUGUAGAUAUAUAUAUAUAUUGAUAUACAGUACUUGUAUCCUGCACCAACCUAAAUCGGGACACUGAACAGGCAUCAACAGACAGAUUGGCUUUAAUAAACAUUUUUGAGAUCUAAUAAAUGUUGGGUGAGAAGGGUUAGGGCAUCGUAGAGGUAGCCUUGUGUCUCACUUAACAGAAACCUUAGUCUUCUAGUGAAGCCCGAAAGUGUUGCAUCUUGAUAAAAUGCAGUACGAUAACAGGGGUUUGCUGAUGCUAUAGCACACAGAUCAACUUACAUUUAUGUACUC
Molecule: messenger RNA, 3704 nt
Organism: Eleginops maclovinus (Patagonian blennie)
Lineage: Eukaryota; Metazoa; Chordata; Actinopteri; Perciformes; Eleginopidae
Gene: piwil1
Product: piwi-like RNA-mediated gene silencing 1
Exons: 21
Coding region: 89-2650 (853 amino acids)
Biological process (GO): regulatory ncRNA-mediated gene silencing
Cellular component (GO): P granule
Molecular function (GO): RNA endonuclease activity; piRNA binding; protein binding
Source: RefSeq, a predicted model, not a curated record